This is a messenger RNA of Cercocebus atys (sooty mangabey), 8641 nucleotides long. It is a transcript of the gene GOLGA3, whose product is annotated as golgin A3. The record is from RefSeq and is a predicted model, not a curated record. The transcript has 24 exons. Bases 2041 to 6561 code for a protein of 1506 amino acids. NCBI's taxonomy places the organism in Eukaryota, Metazoa, Chordata, Mammalia, Primates, Cercopithecidae.
GUUGGAGACAUGGGACAGGACUCUGUGCCUUGUUGUAUUUAAUCCUGGCAAAAUUUUGCACUCAUUUUCUCGUUGUUUUACGGGAGGAGACAGGCUAAAAGUGGUUAAAUCUUUAGCCCAGGAUCUCACAGCUAAGUGGUGGAGGGUCGGGAGCUGAGGCCAACUUCCAAGCCUGCCCUUUACGUCUCUGCAGUGACGUGAAGCUUGCUUUUGGUUUUAACUUUGUGUAUAGAUCUCUGUUUACUUUUGGAUACUAGUGUGGCCUCCACCAGGUACUGUCUUCCUGGGAAAUCGUGUUUGGUCUUUGGCUGUGCUCUGUUGUUUGUCAUACCCGAUAGGACAGCUGAAACGAGGUGGAGUAGAUGGAGCCGUGAAUGUCUGUAUACAGAAUUCAGGUGUAGGGGAAGCAGAACGUCCUGUAGGUGCCUGAGGUGGUGGUUUUGCAGUGUGAAGUCCCUUGAUGUUACCCAGCUGUGAACCUAGGGUUGUGUGUAUCUUUCUGAGUUCUAAGUGACAGCUUUGUGCCAUCUCUUCCCUCUAGAGAUGUAGGAGUGCAAGUGAUCAUAAGUGAGACUGAUCAGACUGGCCUCUUUAUUUAAAAAAUAAAAUCAAAAGCGAGUCAUGUUCCUAAUAACAGCUUUCUGUGAUGCACUGGCAACUGGCUGCUCCUCCUCCUUGCUGCCCGGAGAUUGGCUUUUGUCAGUCGUCUGAGGUAAUGAGGCCCUGAUGACUGAGUCAUUCCGAAUUUUAACUAAAAAUCAAGCAAGACUGAGGAUCGACCGAGACUGCCAGCUUAUUGCCCUACAGGGAGAAGUAUCGCUGUCAGCAAACUCCAGGCAGUUAGUGAAUUCUCUCUCUGGUCCGGCUUCAGGAGGAGCUGCCUAUAAACAGGGGCCGUCUUUGUGACUUUCAGUCGCCGUCUCGGGGUCCCCGUUCUGGGGGGGUGGGCUGCUUGGACGCCAGCAGGGGCAUUACGUGAGCCGAAUCUGUGACUGCACUGGACUCAGAGAGCUUGGUGCAGCUGGCUGUCACCGUGUUGGCAUGCCCUCUCGGUGGACCUGAGCAUCGUUGGCUAUGUUCCUCCUCCUUGGUCAGUGUAAGGCCCGGGUGUCGUCGCUGUGGGCCUCUGCAGCAGUUCUCUGCAUGUUCUGCCUGUAAUGACUGAGUCGGGUCCUGCUGGUCGUCCCAUCCUUUCUGUUCAGGUGGUGGUGCCUGGGCUGUGUCGUGAUGCUGCUCUUCCAGUUUCUAACUCCCUGGACUCCCUCAUUGGAACUGAAGCUUUCAGAUGUUUCAGCGGGAAUCGUUUAGAGUUUUCUGUAUUUUAAAAGGGACUAUUGACGCUCAAGGAUUCAAAUACUUGAUCACUUUGUUUUGGAACCAUUAGCUUUGUAGCCGAGGAAUGUACUCAGCAGAACUGGAGAUUUAAUUCGGCAAAUUAAAUCCGCGUUGGCACUUUAGGAGUUGGGAGUAUUCAAGGUGGUAGGAGGCAGAUGGGGAAUGAGUCUUUGCCUUCAAGGAUCUCGCCGUGUAAUGGGCACACACACAGUGGCAGACAUGACGUGCUGUGGUGGAGGCCACGUGAGGUACAGUGAUGACAGAGGGGAUGGACAAGACCCUUUACCUGAGGGGCCAGGGGGGACUGCACACGUAGCCACACACGGUCGUUUCCAUAUCAUCACCCCACCCCCGCAAGGCAGAAGCAAAGACAUCACAAAGCAAAACACAAGUUUUCUUUUGCUAGGAAGUUUUCAGGAGGACCAGAUGUGCAGGUGCCAAUGUUCAGUGGCGCAGCAGAGUCCACAUUCCACCCGUGUAUCCCGUGCCGGUUUGUAAUUCGUCGGUGGUCGAACGGGAAGCCUGUGGUAUCAUGAUAUUAUCUGGUUUAACCUCAGGCCAUUUGAGUCAUUCAAUCUCCUGAAAAUGGGAGACACAGUGGGGCCCCUCCCAGGGGCUCUUGGCUGUUGCUGAUGGCAGAAACCACGCUUGACCAAGGUUCACUUGUAGCUCCACGGCGUCAGUGCAGCUGGUGUCGUCCUGACCAUGGACGGUGCGUCGGCCGAGCAGGAUGGCCUCCAGGAGGACAGAUCCCACGGUGGCCCCUUGGCUCUCCCCGAGGGCCCCCUGAAGCCCCCGGGCCCAGUGGUGCCACCUGACCAGGACCCACUGGUGCCACCUGACCAGCAGGACAAAGCCCAGCGUGCUGAGGUAAACAGAGCUUCCACGGAAGGAGAAAGCCCGGAUGGACCUGGCCAGGGAGGCCUCUGUCAGAACGGGCCAAUGCCACCCUCGCCAGACCCUCCGUCAUCUCUCGACCCCACCACAAGCCCAGUGGGCCCUGAUGCCUCUCCAGGUGUGGCUGGUUUCCAUGACAACCUAAGGAAGGCUCAGGGAACUAGUGCUGAGGGCAGUGUUAGAAAAGAAGCUUUGCAGUCUCUCAGACUCAGUCUUCCUAUGCAAGAAACGCAACUGUGCUCUACAGAUUCUUCCCUGCCACUGGAGAAGGAGGAGCAGGUCCGACUUCAGGCUCGGAAGUGGCUGGAAGAGCAGCUCAAACAGUACAGGGUGAAGCGCCAGCAGGAGAGGUCCAGUCAACCUGCAACCAAAACGAGACUUUCUAGCACGCUUGAUCCUGAGCUCAUGUUAAACCCAGAAAACUUGCCAAGGGCCAGCACCGUGGCUAUGACAAAAGAAUAUUCCUUCCUGCGCACCAGUGUCCCUCGUGGGCCUAAGGUGGGCAGCCUGGGGCUUCCGGCACACCCUAAGGAGAAAAAAAGUUCCAAAUCAAGCAAAAUCCGGUCUCUGGCCGAUUACAGAACUGAAGAUUCAAAUGCUGGGAAUUCCGGGGGAAAUGUUCCGGUUCCCGAUUCUACCAAGGGUUCCCUGAAGCAGAACAGAAGCAGCGCAGCGUCCAUUGUGUCUGAGAUCAGCCUGUCCCCCGACACUGACGACCGUCUGGAGAACGCCUCCCUGGCUGGAGACAGCGUGUCUGAGGUGGAUGGAAAUGACAGUGACAGCUCAUCGUACAGCAGCGCCUCCACCCGAGGGACCUAUGGCGUUCUGUCGAAGACGUUGGGCACACAGGACACCCCCUAUAUGGUCAACGGCCAGGAGAUUCCUGCGGAUACGCUGGGCCAGUUCCCCUCGAUUAAGGACGUCCUCCAGGCUGCAGCCGCUGAGCACCAAGACCAGGGGCAGGAGGUCAACGGGGAGGUGCGGAGUCGGAGAGACAGCAUCUGCAGCAGCGUGUCCUUGGAGAGCUCUGCAGCAGAAACCCAGGAGGAGAUGCUGCAGGUGCUCAAAGAGAAAAUGCGACUCGAAGGACAGCUGGAAGCCUUGUCACUGGAGGCGAGUCAGGCACUUAAAGAGAAGGCUGAGCUACAGGCCCAGCUGGCCGCCCUCAGCACGAAGCUGCAGGCGCAGGUGGAGUGCAGCCACAGCAGCCAGCAGCGGCAGGAUUCGCUCAGCUCGGAGGUGGACACUUUGAAGCAGUCGUGCUGGGACCUGGAGCGAGCCAUGACCGACCUGCAGAACAUGCUGGAGGCAAAAAACGCCAGCCUGGCAUCGUCCAACAACGACUUGCAGGUGGCCGAGGAGCAGUACCAGAGGCUCGUGGCCAAAGUGGAGGACAUGCAGAAGAGCAUGCUCAGCAAGGACAACACAGUGCAUGACCUGCGGCAGCAGAUGACAGCUUUGCAGAGCCAGCUUCAGCAGGUGCAGCUGGAGCGGGCGACGCUGACCAGCAAGCUGAAGGCGUCACAGGCAGAGAUCUCGUCCCUGCAGAGUGUCCGGCAGUGGUACCAGCAGCAGCUCGCCCUGGCCCAGGAGGCCCGCGUCAGGCUGCAGGGUGAGAUGGCUCACAUCCAGGUUGGACAGAUGACCCAGGCAGGUCUCCUGGAGCACCUGAAACUCGAGAAUGUGUCGCUGUCCCAGCAGCUGACGGAAACUCAGCACAGGUCCAUGAAGGAGAAAGGACGGAUCGCGGCACAGCUGCAGGGUAUUGAGGCUGACAUGUUGGAUCAGGAAGCAGCCUUCCUGCAGAUUCAGGAGGCAAAGACGAUGGUGGAGGAGGACCUCCAGAGGAGGCUGGAAGAGUUUGAAGGCGAGAGGGAGCGGCUGCAGAGGAUGGCAGACUCGGCGGCAUCCCUGGAGCAGCAGCUGGAGCAGGUGAAGUUGACUUUGCUCCAGCGAGACCAGCAGCUUGAGGCUUUGCAGCAGGAGCACCUGGACCUGAUGAAACAGCUCACCUUGACUCAGGAGGCUCUGCAGAGCAGGGAGCAGUCUCUCGAUGCCCUGCAGACACACUACGAUGAGCUGCAGGCCAGGCUAGGGGAGCUGCAGGGCGAGGCUGCCUCCAGGGAGGACACGAUCUGCCUCCUGCAGAAUGAGAAGAUCAUCUUGGAGGCGGCUCUGCAGGCGGCCAAGAGUGGCAAGGAGGAGUUUGACAGAGGAGCAAGACGCUUGGAAGAAGGUACCGAGGAAACGUCGGAAACUUUAGAGAAGUUAAGAGAAGAAUUGGCCAUCAAGUCUGGCCAGGUGGAACACCUGCAGCAGGAGACUGCCACUCUGAAAAAGCAAACGCAAAAAAUAAAGGAACAGUUUCUUCAACAAAAGGUGAUGGUGGAGGCCUACCGGCGCGACGCCACCUCCAAAGACCAGCUCAUCAGUGAGCUGAAAGCCACCAGGAAAAGGCUGGACUCGGAGCUGAAGGAGCUGCGGCAGGAGCUGAUGCAAGUGCACGGGGAGAAGCGGGCCGCGGAGGCGGAGCUCUCGCGCCUGCACCGAGAGGCGGCCCAGGUCCGUCAGCAGAUGGCCGACCUUGAAGGGCAUCUCCAGUCGGCACAGAAGGAGCGAGACGAGAUGGAAACACACUUGCAGUCGUUGCAGUUCGAUAAGGAGCAGAUGGUCGCGGUCACAGAGGCCAACGAGGUGCUGAAGAAACAAAUUGAAGAGUUGCAGCAAGAAGCCCGGAAGGCCAUCACGGAACAGAAGCAGAAGAUGAGGCGGCUGGGCUCAGACUUGACCAGCGCCCAGAAGGAGAUGAAGACCAAACACAAGGCCUAUGAGAAUGCCGUGGGCAUCCUCAGCCGCCGCCUGCAGGAGGCCCUUGCGGCCAAGGAGGCUGCGGACGCGGAGCUGGGCCAACUCCGAGCCCAGGGUGGCAGUGGUGACAGCAGCUUGGCUCUACAUGAAAGGAUCCAGGCCCUGGAGGCGGAGCUGCAGGCUGUCAGUCACAGCAAGACUCUGCUGGAAAAGGAACUGCAGGAGGUCAUUGCGCUGACCAGCCAGGAGCUGGAGGAGUCCCGGGAGAAGGUGCUGGAGCUGGAGGACGAGCUUCAAGAAUCCAGAGGCUUCAGGAAGAAGAUAAAACGCCUCGAGGAGUCGAACAAGAAGUUGGCUCUCGAAUUAGAGCACGAGAAAGGGAAGCUUACGGGUCUUGGACAGUCCAACGCAGCUCUGCGGGAACACAACAGCAUCCUAGAAACAGCUUUGGCCAAGAGGGAGGCAGACCUAGUCCAGUUGAACCUUCAGGUGCAGGCGGUUUUGCAGCGCAAAGAAGAGGAGGAUCGCCAGAUGAAGCAGCUUGUCCAGGCCCUGCAGGCCUCACUAGAGAAGGAGAAGGAGAAGGUGAACAACCUUAAGGAGCAGGUGGCUGCUGCCAAGGUGGAAGCCGGGCACAACCGCCGCCACUUCAAGGCGGCCUCCUUGGAGCUGAGUGAGGUAAAGAAGGAGCUGCAGGCCAAGGAACACCUGGUGCAGAAGCUGCAGGCUGAGGCCGACGACCUUCAGAUUCGGGAGGGGAAACAUUCCCAGGAGAUAGCACAGUUCCAAGCAGAGCUGGCCGAGGCCCGGGUGCAGCUCCAGCUCCUGCAGAAGCAGCUGGACGAGCAGCUCAGCAAACAGCCUGUGGGAAACCAAGAGAUGGAAAAUCUCAAAUGGGAGGUGGAUCAGAAAGAGAGAGAAAUCCAGUCCUUGAAGCAGCAGCUGGACUUGACGGAGCAGCAGGGCAGAAAGGAGCUGGAAGGGCUACAGCAGCUGCUGCAGAAUGUCAAGUCUGAGUUGGAGAUGGCCCAGGAAGAUCUGUCCAUGACCCAGAAGGAUAAAUUCAUGCUCCAGGCAAAAGUGUCGGAGCUGAAGAACAACAUGAAGACCCUGCUCCAGCAGAACCAGCAGCUCAAGCUGGACCUGCGCCGCGGUGCGGCCAAGACGAGAAAGGAGCCAAAAGGCGAGGCCAGCUCUUCCAACCCCGCCACGCCCAUCAAGAUCCCCGACUGCCCGGUUCCCGCCUCGCUGCUGGAGGAGCUGCUGAAGCCACCGCCUGCCGUGAGCAAGGAGCCCCUCAAGAACCUGAACAGCUGCCUCCAGCAGCUCAAGCAGGAGAUGGACAGCCUGCAGCGCCAGAUGGAGGAGCACACCCUCACGGUGCACGAGUCUCUGUCCUCGUGGACUCCGGUGGAACCAGCCACUGCCAGCCCCGCGCCCCCUGGGGGUCAUGCCAACCCACGUGGCAAUGCCCAGAGACACAGUCAGAGCAGGGCUUCCAAAGAAGGGCCAGGACAGUGACUGCUGCGGACUCGCCUCCGUGUACCGCUGUCCGGAAUGCUCUCUUAUCAAUGUUAUUUAUUCGAUUGUGUGGCUGAUGUUUUUCUAAGACAUGAAAUUUAAAUUUUGUUUUGCCUUUAACAAGGAGUAAAAUAUAUAACAGAAUGAGAGCCAAGGAUUAGAAAAACAUUCGAAGAUUACAAUUAGCUUUUCCCAUGGAAUGACCAAAUCUUAAAAGCCUAAUAGGCUCUUGGCAAGGAGCUUCGAACGUGUCUGAAGAGUUACUUGUAGGACAUGUCUUCCGAGCGGUCACCGACGCUGCUCUGUGCAGGUGAUGGGGAGAGGCUGCACGACGGGGUGUGCGGCACCAGCGCCCGGCCCGGCCGGCUGCGGUCUCAGUUCCCUGUUCCGUUCAGUAAGAGCUUUACUUUUCUGCAGAAAUGAAAUUUUAUUUGCACCUUUUUGCUUGUUUUUUUGGAUAGCCAUCCCACCAUAGGAUGUGUACGUAGACAAUGAAGAUCAUAACCCAAUCUUUUUUUUUUUUUGGAGAUGGAGUCUCGCUCUGUCGCCCAGGCUGGAGUGCGGUGGCACCAUCUCGGCUCACUGCAAGCUCCGCCUCCCGGGUUCACGCCAUUCUCCUGCCUCAGCUUCUCGAGUAGCUGGGACUACAGACGCUCGCCACUAUGCCAGGCUAAUGUUUGUAUUUUUAGUAGAGAUGGGGUUUCACCGUGUUGGUCAGGCUGGUUACGAACUCCUGACCUCAAGUGAGCCGCCUGCCUCAGCCUCCCAAAGUGCUGGAAUUACAGGCAUGAGCCACCGCGCUCAGCCUGUAACCCAAUCUUUAACAAGCGUAUGCUCAUAUUAUUUAAGAAGAACCUAUUUGUCUUAUUAUUGAUUGCCUUUUGAAAAUUUGUUGGGAAUAAUUUACCUGUAGGAUUUAGGGAUGUCAGAAAAUUCUGUUCUAAGAAAUAUAAUUAUUUUAUUUACCUUCUAAAGCCAAAUAUUCUUACACAGAAAGGUCCUCUGUUCUGGUUUUACUUUGUUGCUAAGGGUCUUUCCUUCCUGCCGGUCUCUUCCUCUCAGGCCACUGGUCCUGUGUGAUUCCACCAUGGCUGGCCACCGGGAAGGGGCAGCUUGGACCCUUAGUCAGGCCUGAAGGCCAUCAGGAGGCACAAGGACACUGAGGCCCCGUAUCUGAUCCGACCUUUGUGGGGCACAGGGAGAGGCCAGAGGGAGAGGAAGGAAGGUGGAGGAGGAGGAGGAGAGCAGGCCAGGGGCUCCCUGCAGCGACUCCUGCCGUUUCUCCUGGAGCCACAGCCAGGUGUAGAUAGCAGGUGGUAACAAGCCUCACACUUCUAUGCCCAAGUGAAAAUCUUCACCAGUGUCUGAGGGAGCGCCUGUACUCGUGCAGUCACCAAGAGCAGUCCUGGGUCCUUUGUGCUUACACCAGCAUCAUGUGGAGAGCAGAGGCGAUUUCCGGGAGAGACAGGCCAGCACCGUGAGGAAGGUGGCUGUGCUCUCCCCAGGUGUCUCAGAAACAGAUGCCUUAUUUAGAAUCAGCACUACGUGUGUGAGAUCUUCCGUUUCCCACCCCAACUCCUGAAACAUUGCCGACACUGCGAGAGUUGGGGUCUGUAAGUUGUCCCCUAGUUUGUUAAGAAAAUCUAAAAUAAUAUUUAUUGUAUGAGGAGAGAGAGAGAAUGGGUCCGUGUGGCCUCCUUUGCAGAGAUAUGGGUCUGAAACGAGGUUCUGAGUGUCACUGGCCAGGCCAGAUGUGCUCAUGUCCGUAUCUUGUGUCUGUUUUGUGGAGAAAACAGUAUGGUAUGUUUAUGCUACUUGUGUUCUGUUGUAAUAUACUUUUAGAAGGUUAAUUGGUAAGGUUAAGGUAGCAUUAACCACAAAGAUGUUUGGUAUUUAAAAAAUAUUCUCUAGCAAGUAUUAGGACUUCCAAAAUAUAUAUAUCAUUUGUACAGGGUUAAUUUUGAAAUAAUACUUGAAAAUUUCAUUAUAAAUAUAUCCUUUUUAUGUUAAGUUGAAGAUGUUAUUUACUAAAUUGUUCUUGUACCAUUAGAAAAGAAAAAUACAGUAAUUUACAUUCUUA